AAAACAUGUUUUCCCAUCUUAAUUCAAUUCCAUGCAUCAAUCAAUUAUUUUUUAGUGUUUACCUUUUCGAUUUUCCGAAGAGUCAUAUGUAUCCCUAUUCCCUUACCCUUAUCUAUCUAAUAUAACUAAGCAUUCAAUUAAUUAAUAGAAUUUUCUCCAGUAUAUCCUUUUUUUUUCCAUGACUCAUUCUGUAAUUUUCAAACACUUAUAAAAGCAUUAUUCACUCCUCUCUUUUUUGUUUUUCUGUUUCUAAUUCCAGUUUUUAUUCGAAUAUUCUCAUUUCAAUAGCUCUUUUAAUAAGCCUUAACGAAUUAAUUGUGCUUUAUUAAAAAUUGAAGGGAAAAUAAAAUGUCUGGUUUUAGCAGAAUGAAAAGAGUUACUGACCCGUUAGACGAAAAAAUGAAGGCUCGGAUCGUUGGCCGUACUGAGAAACGAGAAAUCGGUUACUUCAGCAGCGGCAGUGAACACAGUGCUCAUGCUGCUGCUGAUGUUGCUUCUCCUAGUUUCUCCGAUCUCGUUUUCGGUGAUUUAGAAAACAAUGACGGAGAUGAAACACCGGAGAAUGAUUCAGAUUCUGAGCUUGAUGUAUCAAUGUGUGAUUCAACGGACAUGAUUGAGGAAAUGGAGAGCCCUGUUUUCCGCAGCGAACUCGAUUUGUUUCGUAAUGUGAUUGUAUCUUGUGUUGCUAAGGCAUUGGAAAUGUUUUCGUGCUUUAAAUCGAAUAAAUCGGUGCUCCAGAGGAAUGUAAUGGCAUAUCUUAGGAAUUUCGGUUACAAUGCAGCGGUUUGCAAGACGAAAUGGGAGAAUUCCGGUGGACUUGCUGCCGGAAAUUAUGAGUUUAUUGACAUUACGAAAUCGGAUUCCGCUAAUCAGAUCAUCACUCGUUACUUCGUCGAUCUCGAUUUCGCAGCAGAGUUCGAGAUCGCGAGGCCGACGAUUCAGUACGAACGGUUAUUACAGUCAAUGCCGAAUAUUUUUGUUGGCAAAAGUGAAGAGCUAAAGCAGAUAUUGAGAGCAAUGAGCGACGCGGCGAGACGGUCGUUGAAAAGCAGAGGCCUCACGUUUCCGCCAUGGAGGAAACACCGGUUCAUGCAGAACAAAUGGCUUGCUACAUACAAAAGGACAAUCAACAUCACGCCGUCGCCGGCGUGGUUGUCACCAUCAAAGCAGAUAAAUGCGGUUAAGUGCCGGACUGUCGGGUUUCACACUACCGCCGUGAACGGCUGCCUGUUAUUUCCCGCUUCAACCCGUAGUAGAUGAUAGCAACAGAUGGCUGCAAAAAGCAGUUAAUCAAAUUUUGGAGUAAAGUAAUAGAUCCAAUUAUUUAUUUUCUGUUUCAUUCAUAUUACUUGUAUUUGAUUUGUAGUGUACUGAAUGAAAAUAUAAAAGUUGUAAU
Messenger RNA from Solanum dulcamara, 1396 nucleotides. RefSeq lists its product as uncharacterized. Lineage: Eukaryota; Viridiplantae; Streptophyta; Magnoliopsida; Solanales; Solanaceae. The transcript has a single exon. Bases 349 to 1260 code for a protein of 303 amino acids. The record is from RefSeq and is a predicted model, not a curated record.